AUGCUUCUGUUAAAAGUAUUGGUAUUCCUACUACUUCUGGAUUCGGCUAUUGAUGCAAAAAGAUCGUCAAAGAAGAAAUUCUCAAAGUUAAAGUCGAAGAAAAUUGACAAGGACGUGAAGGAGGUAUCGGAAGAGGUCGAUGAGAAGGAGGAGAAAGAAGAUAAAGAGGAGGAAGAACUGGGAGAGGAUCGAAACGAGUUUGAAGACAUCUGCCCGUUCCCAUGGCAAACCCACGAGCAGAACAUCCUCUCAACUUUUGCUCAAUGUCGAGAAUUUGAGCACGAGGGUGUGAAGUGUACCCCUCAUGAUCCGAUCGAGUGUACCGGCAGGAAUCCGGCAUGUGUUUAUUCGAAGCUCUCCGAAGACUACCGCUGUUGCUCUGAUGUUCCACAGGAUUUGAGUAGCCCUCCAGGAGUCCCGGAGCAAGUAAAGCCAAUUUGUCCCUACGGUGCAACUUCUUACGACAUCCCAUCCGUAUUACUAUGCGAUCCGACGGAAGAAAAAUCGUGUCCCGACGAGUACACCUGCGAGCAGGCAGUUAAUAGUCAGAUGCUCUCCACCUACAAUAUGCAUUUGUGUUGCAAGUCGACGGCGCUGGAUAGCUUCGAAAAUGUGUUUUACGAGACGAAAGUGGGCAUCAACAAGCUGUCGGCCAACUUCUCGAUGCCAGUUUUCUAUGUAACUUCACUGUCCCCAUCCCUGGUCCCACAAGCGCCCGGUGCCGGCAUCGAUUUUAUGACACUGAACGAAUACGUCAAAAACCCCACCGGAAACCCGUUGCCCGAGAUUCGAACAGGGGAUCAUUUUUCGAUGCUGAACUAUCGUUUCAGAGAGCCGGUGACGUUGAAAAAGGUCGCCCUCCUCCGGGACCAGUUCCCAGGGUCGUUUCACCACGUCUUGUUGCUCUACAACCCUCACGGAAACCCGGAGUCCAUGAACUUCUACUACAACCGUCCAUCAACUUUGAGUCGCGAAGUCGAUCUAUCGGUGCCGCCAUGGGAUGAAGGCGUGUUUUUCAGAAGCAUCAACAGAGUAAUGACAAUCACCAACGACAAGGUAUCCACGAAGCAGACGCGAAAACUUUAUAUUGUACUGGUGUUCAAAACGAAGCAGAGGCUGACGAGACGACACCCUCAAACUUGGCAGGACCUUCAUGCCAAUUACACCUCGUUCACGGAAUUCCUAUCGACAGCGACGGGGAAGUUGCUUGGCACGCCGGAGGCUGGAUCGUAUUUUUAUAUCACAAAG
Molecule: messenger RNA, 1248 nt
Organism: Mesorhabditis spiculigera
Lineage: Eukaryota; Metazoa; Nematoda; Chromadorea; Rhabditida; Rhabditidae
Source: the annotation of a GenBank genome assembly